CAUAUUUUGCUUCUCCUAAUCUGCUGAGUGCUGACAUUACUGACUUCAACGAACGCUUCAACCUUGCCCAAUUUGUCUAUUCAGUAUUCUCCAUUUCUCAUUCAUUCGAUUUGGAAUUGGAUAAUAGUAUGACUUCCAUCAGUUUGCUUUGGCUAAUUGGCUUCCAGUUUCAACCUUAACGCUGAAACAAUCAUUUAACCCCAUUUUCCUUCAAUCAAAUUAUACUACUACCUACAAACCCAGCUCCUCUCAAUCAAACAAACCCUUCCUUCUUCAAUAACUACAGAAGCUAUUUUGGUUCGCCCCUUUUAUUCCGAUGCUGUUCGUUACAAUUUUGAGUAUUGAUCUGUUUUGGGAAAGACGAUAGGUCCACUGGAAUCAUGUCAAGACCAAUGCUGCUUGUCUGUCUGUUGUUGAUACUGAUUAUUACCUCCCAAUUUGAAUGGAGACAGCAAUUGGUAAGUGACAUGGAUACGAAUCCCGCGGAGUCUCAGAAGCAACAACAGAUCUCAAAAAGGGAAGAAGGUGUGAAAGAAAAGAUAAUCUUGUCACAGGAAAAGAGCAUCCAGAAACUGAAUGAGGUUGUCAAGAGUCUUAGGGAACAACUGCAGCAGUGCCGCAGCAUUAAUGAAAAGACGCUGAAUGCCACAUUAAGCUCCUUAGCUCAAAGUGUUAUUGAGCUUGAGCGCCAACAAAUUGUAGAGGACUGAACUCAACCUCUUGACUCUUCUUUCUUUACAUAAUAGUACUUGUGUAACAUUUGAAUACUUUUCUUUUCUUUCUUGUGUAGGAGUUUUUGUUCAAGUCCAAAAUUACAUUAUUCUAAACAAAAGUAGUACUACGUAGCUCUUUUGCAUUUAUAA
This is a messenger RNA of Salvia splendens (bonfire salvia), 863 nucleotides long. RefSeq lists its product as uncharacterized. The record is from RefSeq and is a predicted model, not a curated record. The transcript has 3 exons. Lineage: Eukaryota; Viridiplantae; Streptophyta; Magnoliopsida; Lamiales; Lamiaceae. The coding region runs from base 381 to 710 and encodes 109 amino acids.